GCUCGACGCGCGCUGCCUGGCGCCGCCCGGGCCGCCGCCGCCAUGGCCACGGAAGACGAGAUCAUUCGCAUCGCCAAGAAGAUGGACAAGAUGGUGCAGAAGAAGAACGCGGCUGGAGCUCUUGAUUUGUUGAAGGAGCUUAAGAAUAUUCCCAUGACCCUUGAGUUACUACAGUCUACUAGAAUUGGAAUGUCAGUGAAUGCAAUACGCAAGCAAAGCACAGAUGAAGAGGUUACAUCUUUAGCAAAAUCCCUUAUCAAGUCUUGGAAGAAGCUGUUAGAUGGACCUUCAACUGAUAAAGAUUCUGAAGAAAAGAAAAAGGAGCCUGCAUCUUCCUCACAAAACAGCCCUGAAGCCAGAGAAGAAAGCAGUUCAAGUAGCAAUUCCAGCAGCAGGAAGGAGGAGGGUAGUGCUCCCUCAAAUUCUUUCAUCCCUUCUUUUCCCCGGGCUCCAAGCACUUCAGACUCUGUACGAGUGAAAUGUAGAGAAAUGCUCUCUGCAGCUCUCAGAACAGGAGAUGAUUACAUUGCUAUUGGUGCUGAUGAAGAAGAGCUGGGUUCUCAGAUUGAAGAAGCUAUUUUUCAAGAAUUAAAAAACACUGAUAUGAAAUACAAAAAUAGGGUACGAAGUAGGAUAGCGAAUCUCAAGGAUGCAAAGAACCCUAACCUAAGGAAAAAUGUAUUAUGUGGAAACAUUCCUCCUGACAAGUUUGCCAAAAUGACAGCGGAGGAAAUGGCAAGUGAUGAGCUGAAAGAAAUGCGCAAAAAUCUGACCAAAGAAGCUAUCAGAGAGCACCAGAUGGCUAAAACAGGAGGUACCCAAACUGAUCUGUUUACAUGUGGCAAGUGCAAAAAGAAGAACUGUACAUACACCCAGGUUCAAACCCGCAGUGCUGAUGAACCCAUGACAACGUUUGUUGUCUGUAAUGAAUGUGGAAACAGAUGGAAGUUCUGUUAGACGAAGGAAUUGUCAAGACAUCUGGACCAGUAUGAACGAGGAUUUUGUAAUUAGCUUUAAAAACUAGGCUAAGCAUCUAGCUUCCUGCAAGUGAGAGGGUUUUUUGGUUUUUCUUUUCUUUUUAUUUCAAAGCAGCAUACAUGCCUCAAGUUAGCUUUUGUUUUGACACAGCCAUCAUUUCCUUAAAUGCCUUCCUGUAGCUGGUAGUCAGUAGGGCCAGGUUGCUCAAUUGUAUGGUGAAUUUUAAAAUAUUUUUUCAUUUUUAUAAGUAAGUUGACAUUAAACUUUUACCAGUUAAACAUUUUGGUAAUUGUCUUGGUUUUUUUCCAGCUAUGUGAAUAAUGUACUGGUUUUUUUGUGGUCUGAAAUAUACAUGCUCCUCAUGUGUGUAUUUUGCCUCUCCGUAUUUCCUCGGUUGUAAGAAUGAAAUUUGUUUCUCUCUGCUCUGUUCACUUUGCUUUGCAAACAGAAAAGGUAUAUAAGUUCCUCAUAACAUUAAACUCGGUUGUUAACUAAAACACAAUUUAAUUAACUCUCUAGUUUGUAUGUGCUCUUUCUGGACUAGGACUAAAUUUGCAGACAUGGGGUUUGAAUAUUAGUGGAUAUGAUGACCUCUUUUGCAAUGGUUGAUUAAGCUUGUUUAUGUAACCAGCUUUGAUCAAUGCAAUAUAUUUUAUUGCCCAAAGCAUGUAUUUUAUGUUCUAUCAGGAGGCAUUAUUUCUAAGAAUGUCUUAAAAUAGUGGUUAAAUCUGAUUUGAGUGUUCAGUCUUGCUUAAUGUGCUUGACAACCAACUUGGGUUUAGACUUUGUAAAUAAGCAAAGGCAUUAUGUUGUAGACUAUCCUACUAACACCAGCUAACCAAUUCAUCACACUAAACUGGCUGGGAAGGUGAUACUACACUCCUCUCAUUUAAAUGCCAUUGAUUUUGUUCAUGAAAUGGUUUUUGAGAUGUAGGGUAUCCAGUGUCAAUCAUAGACCUGCAAGUGGGAAUAAAUUAUUAAAGUUAUUAUCUUAUCCAUAUGAGAAAUUAUAUAAAUGCUGCUUUUUUAGAGUUUGCUCAUGUUUAGAAAUAUUUGCAAAUGUGUUUUCAAGGAAAAACAUGUCAACAUCUUUAGAAGAGGUUAAAUUCUUUCAUAAUAUCUAAUUUUAUAUUACUUAAUCUGCUGGAGUUUGGGGCUGAGGAGGUCUAUUUUGGCACUGUGUAAAUUAUUCAUGAGGGGAUGGGAAGGGUAUUCCCAGCUCCUGGAGAAUAAAUUCCUUGAAUGUAAUGGAAAACCAA
Messenger RNA from Hirundo rustica (Barn swallow), 2237 nucleotides. It is a transcript of the gene TCEA1, whose product is annotated as transcription elongation factor A1. The coding region runs from base 43 to 957 and encodes 304 amino acids. Gene Ontology annotation, molecular function: zinc ion binding; nucleic acid binding. The transcript has 10 exons. The record is from RefSeq and is a predicted model, not a curated record. Gene Ontology annotation, cellular component: nucleus. Gene Ontology annotation, biological process: transcription elongation by RNA polymerase II; positive regulation of transcription by RNA polymerase II; DNA-templated transcription. Lineage: Eukaryota; Metazoa; Chordata; Aves; Passeriformes; Hirundinidae.